Messenger RNA from Labrus mixtus (cuckoo wrasse), 6704 nucleotides. It is a transcript of the gene mtm1, whose product is annotated as myotubularin 1. Gene Ontology annotation, molecular function: phosphatidylinositol-3,5-bisphosphate 3-phosphatase activity. The transcript is spliced from 16 exons. Gene Ontology annotation, cellular component: plasma membrane. Bases 118 to 1941 code for a protein of 607 amino acids. Gene Ontology annotation, biological process: mitochondrion distribution; negative regulation of autophagosome assembly; dephosphorylation. The record is from RefSeq and is a predicted model, not a curated record. Lineage: Eukaryota; Metazoa; Chordata; Actinopteri; Labriformes; Labridae.
CUGACAGUCCGGCACGUGACGUGGAGUAAGUUCCUGCUGAGGCUUGAGGGAAACAGAUCGACAUUCAGCCACGGGAGAAUCGCACUUUGCGGCCUGUGAAGCCCCCCUCCCUGAGCGAUGGCCUCACCAGUCUCCGUCUAUAACUCCAACGCCUUGGACACACGCAUCUCCAGUACGUCCAGAGAGUCUCUGAAGAUGGAGCUGCUGUCAGACGUGUCUCUGCUUCCAGGAGAGGAGAGGAUCAUAGAUAAAGACGUCAUGUACAUGUGUCCUUACAACGCAGCAGUGAAAGGAAAAGUGUUGAUCACCAACUUCAGACUCUACUUCAAGAGCUCGGACGCCGACGUCGCCGUCAUGUUGGACGUUCCUCUGGGCGCCAUCAGCCGGGUGGAGAAGAUGGGCGGGGCUUCAAGCAGAGGAGAGAACUCGUACGGCCUGGAUAUCACCUGCAAGGACAUGAGGAACCUGAGGUUUGCGUUGAAGCAGGAAGGUCACAGCAGGAGAGACCUCUUUGACCUCCUCUUCAGACACGCCUUCCCCCUCUCACACGGCCUGCCUCUGUUUGCGUUCGUGACUCAGGAGAAGUACGAGGAGAACGGCUGGAGCGUCUACAAACCCAUCGAGGAGUUCAGACGGCAGGGCUUACCCAACAAUAAGUGGCGUAUAACGUUCAUCAAUAAGAACUACGAGCUGUGUGACACCUACCCCACCGUGCUCGCUGUUCCCUUUAAGAGUAAAGAAGAAGACCUGAGGAGAGUCGCCGCCUUCAGGUCCAGAGCACGCAUACCGGUUCUGUCGUGGAUCCACAGGGAGAACCAGGCGGUGAUCGUGCGCUGCAGUCAGCCUCUGGUCGGGAUGUCGGGUAAAAGGAACAGAGACGAUGAGCGUUACCUCGACCUGAUCAGAGAGGCCAAUGACACCACCAAGCUCACCAUCUACGACGCCCGGCCCAACGUCAAUGCCGUGGCCAAUAAAGCGACCGGAGGAGGCUACGAGGGCGACGAGUAUCAGAAUGCAGAGCUGAUCUUCCUGGACAUCCAGAACAUCCACGUGAUGAGAGAGUCCCUGAAGAAACUCAAAGACAUCGUCUACCCCAAUGUGGAGGAGUCCCACUGGUUGUCCAGUUUAGAGUCCACGCACUGGCUCGAACACAUCAAGCUGGUCCUGUCAGGAGCCAUCCAGGUGGCCGAUAAGGUGUCAGGUGGAAACUCGGUGGUGGUUCACUGCAGCGACGGCUGGGAUAGGACGGCUCAGCUCACCUCUCUGAGUAUGCUCAUGUUGGACAGUCACUACCGCACGCUGCGAGGGUUUCAGGUUCUGAUUGAGAAAGAGUGGAUCAGCUUUGGACACAAGUUCGCAUCAAGGAUAGGACACGGAGAUAAGAACCAUGCUGAUCAGGACAGAUCUCCCAUCUUUGUUCAGUUCAUCGACUGUGUGUGGCAGAUGACCAAACAGUUUCCCACAGCCUUUGAGUUCAAUGAGCGCCUCCUGCUGACCAUCCUGGAUCACCUGUACAGCUGUCGCUUUGGGACGUUUCUCUACAACUGUGAGAGCGCACGAGACCAGCACGAGCUGCGGUUGAAGACUGUGUCUCUCUGGUCUCUGGUCAACAGUAAGAUGGAGAAUUAUUUAAACCCAUUCUACACCCCUGAGUCCGGCAGAGUCCUGUACCCGGUGGCCAGCAUGCGCCACCUAGAGCUGUGGGUGACUUACUACAUCCGCUGGAACCCCCGUAUGCGACAGCAGCAGCAGAGUCCCGUGGAGCAGCGCUACAAGGAGCUGUUGGCACUCAGAGACGAGUACUUGAAGAAGCUGGAGGAGUUGCAGCUCUCUGACUCGUCCCCCUCUCCACGCCAUGCCAACAGCCCCGGCCCCAACACCUCCCCCUCUCCUUCCUCCCCUCCUUCACAGCAGUACACACACCUACACACUCCGCUCUGAGGGCUGCUCACACACACACACACUCACACACACACACAGACACACACACACACACACACACACACACACACACACACACACACACACACAUACACACACACUCACACACAGUCUCUUGCACUUAUGUCCUGUUCUGGUUUGUGUGUCACAGGGAGCUAACCAUGCUAAUGUGCAGUGCUAACUCAGAAUGCUAAUAAGAUUUAGAUUUGAUCGUGAGGUUUUAACGACACAGAGGUGAGGAUGGUGAUAAUGAUGGUGAUGAUGAUGAUGUUGAUGAUGAUGAUGGUGAUUUAUGCAAUAUGUCACAGUACAGCCUUUAACACACUUUUUUACACACACUCGAACAAAGAAGCCUUAAACACGAACAGUUGCUUUAUGUCCAAGGGCUUCAACACACACACACACACACACACACACGGGACACACAGGACACCUUGCAGGGAUCGCUCUAAAUGAUCAACCUCCAUUCUUCAUUCUUCUGCAUCGGAGAGCUGCGUACAAAGUUACCGAUGUCGUAGCCAGACGUUCGAUUAUUAUCAGGAAACUUGAAUCGAGUCCGAUAGUCAGCACAAGUUUGAUUAUUUUAAGCUCAAGUGAGUUCACGUGAAACUGUUUCCUGAAAGUCUCUCAGCGUUGAGAGUCUGUUCAUGUUUAAUCAGAUAACAACCAAACUCCAUCCAAAAAAAGAGCAUGAUAUCCUGUCUCCACUGGAGGGAUCUAUGUUUUUAUGAAGAAACUUGAAGGAAGAAUAUUCUCAGACAGUUCCGACAGACAUUGAGAAAAACAAAGAUCCUGAAGUCCAGAUGUAUGUAAGGCAUGUGGUUUAAAUCCACUCAGGUGUUUCUUACCUGCAGUCUGAGCUCACACAAGGCUUCUUUAAAGAGAUCCACCUGAACGUGUCUCCUGCACGUGUCCUGAUACAUGCUCACCUGUGUCCUGUGUGUCACCAACAUGUCUUCACACCUGUUGCUACCUGCUGCACUGCUGCUGAGUGUCGUUGCCCAAUGAAGAGUAGGUCCAUGUAGAGAUCGAUCCGGUGAGAGCUGAGUCUGUCUGGUAUGUGGCGGCGGAGGCGGCGUCUGUGAGACUUGUGUCAGUUCCUCUGACAGACUCAAACAGUUCUCAUGAGGUUAGAAUAAUCAGUGAUUAACUUUAUGAACAAAGCUUAGAUAGAAUUAGAACUUUAUCUUCAGGUGCUGAAGAGCGUGUAAGGGAAUGAAGCGGUGCUGGCCUCUGAUCCUGAACACAGUCAGUCAAUGAUGGCCUUACAGACCGGGACAGGGUUCUCCAUCCCUCUCACAUACCCUCUGUUCCCUCUUUGGUAGAUAAUCUGUCCUCCAUCCCAGAACGCUCACAGGUGAUCUGAAGCACGGUGCCUUUCGGACAGCUCUUAGUUUAGUGUGCAACAGUUUCUUUGACUUUUCCACUUGAACUCUAAAAGUUUGCAACUGGCUCCAGUUACCGGCUUUGUGAAGGGAACGUGAUUCCAACCGCUUCUUUGGUUGUCUGAGGUCUCGUGAUUCUGUAACAAUCACAAGACAACUCACAGGAAACAUCUUUUCAACACUUUAAACUGGUUUACUGACAUUUAGAAAUGUUUAGAUACAUUUAUCCUCCCGAUAAUAAGUCGGACCCAGACUGGAGCGUCAGCUGACCUGCCCACAGGGGUCAUCACCAUACCAGAAUUUUAAACUUCAAUAUGUUUCUUGUAGAAAUCAAAUUAUUUUAAUACCUGGUUGAUACCACAGCCACAAAGAACAAGUACUACACACACAAUAUUCGGUCUUUUAUUGUUUUUAAUGAUCAAAUAUUGCAGGAAAUAUGCAAACUGUCUUAAUUGGCAACAUGCAGGUCGGGCUUUUGGGAGGGGGCUUAUAAAUAAAGCUGAUUGGUGUCCCCGUAGAGUUCCCCUAAAACCGGCCUGUCCACAGAAGUCCCCGUAAAGUUCCCCUAAAACCGGCCUGUCCACAGAAGUCCCCGUAAAGUUCCCCUAAAACCAGCCAGUCCACAGAAGUCCCCGUAAAGUUCCCCUAAAACCAGCCUGUCCACAGAAGUCCACGUAAAGUUCCCCUAAAACCAGCCUGUCCACAGAAGUCCCCGUAAAGUUCCCCUAAAACCAGCCUGUCCAUAGAAGUCCCAGUAAAGUUCCCAUAAAACCAGCCAGUCCAUAGAAGUCUUCGUAACGUUCCCCUAAAACCAGCCUGUCCACAGAAGUCCCCGUAAACUUCUCCUAAAACAGGCCAGUCCAUAGAAGUCCCCGUAAACUUCUCCUAAAACAGGCCAGUCCACAGAAGUCCCCGUAAAGUUCCCCUAAAACCAGCCUGUCCACAGAAGUCCCCGUAAAGUUCCCAUAAAACCAGCCUGUCCAUAGAAGUCCCCGUAAAGCUCCCCUAAAACCAGCCAGUCGGUUUUCAGUAGGCGCUUUAAUUAAGGAGCUUUAACCCCCCAAACUUAAACAGGGUCGAUAAACCUCGAAGUCUCCAAAGAACAAGAACACCAUGAAAUUAUUACCAUCAUGUGAAGCUUUUCAAUCUGCACCCAAAAAAUCUAAAUCAUCCCUUUCUUAUUUCACUCUUUCUUUCAAAGAAGUGACGAGCACUUCAAAUGUGUGUUGCUUUGUAGAGCUGAGUGUGAGAGUGUGAGGACUUGCUGGUUCCAGAAGGAUUCUCCAUUCUGUUAAGACUAAGGUUCAGUUUCUACAAGAUGCAUCCACACUGAAGCUUCGGCACUCUGUGUAAACGUGUCAAAGCAUGGCAGCAAAUCUUGGUCCUGACUCUGGGUUGAGUGGAUCAAUGUCUGUAUCUUGGGUUCACUUCAUGCUGAGGCCCUGACCUUGAUUAGGCAUUGUCAGCUCAGGUCUUAAAGGGGGUUGCUGAUUGAAUGGGACCACCUAGAAGUUCUUUGGGAGGGAACUAACUUCUGGAAUCCUUGAUACCCAAAGUAUCUCCUCCCUGUUUGCGCCUCUACAGAUUCCUUGACUUCCUACAGAAGCAUCCUCUCUGAUGGAAGACCUCAGAGUGAAGCUCGGACUGUGUUUUCAGGAAGUUGGAGGCAGUUUGUGCAGGUGUUGUGCGAGCAGUGUGUCUGUUUCCAUUUGAACGAGGUGCAAUAAGUCAUUCUUCACAGUGUGUCAGGUCUUGUCCAGAUUUGUGCCUUGAUUCUUGUUAGAAUCACCUCCACCUCUGCAGAUAGAGACUUUCUCCGCCUUUGUCUAAGUCAUGUUUGAGGUCGACUGCUCGCUGGUUCACAGUCCCAAAGAAAGACUACGAGUAAAGGUCGUAACAUUUAGUGUGCGGCGGAUGUUCGCCCAAGACCUACGUUGAGAAGACCCGGGGUCAGCUGCAGACUAAUGCAUCAAAAUACUCCAAAGCACUCUUCUGAGAUCACCUAGCUGGCAGCCUUUUAGAGCACUUUGAACGGUCUGAGUUUUUCCAGCCGACAGUCUUUGAUACGGACUCUUGUGGAAGUAAAAACGUCGGCACGCGGCGGAGUUCGCAAAAUAUUUGUUCACGUAAAAAACUGAAUGUCCCUCAGCUGCUUCAAUCCUUCCGUUCUCUAUUUGUCAUUGAUUUAUUUUCUCUUUAAACAUGAUUGGUUUGGACUCAGACGACCGACUGUCACCGAGAGGGAAAACGUCCAGAGUGAUUUCAGUUGAAGGAUUUUAAAGGUGUCAGGAACUUGUCUUCACGCGUUCACCUCUCUGGAAAUGGUUAAACGUUGGUGAGCAAUGGUAGCCAACGUACUCCUGGUGUGCAGGAGUUUGUAUAAAUAACCCAACAUCAGGGGUCUAGGACUUCUACUCGUAUUGCUGUUGUACCAAACAGGUUUCAAUGUAAUAAAAUUUUUACUAGCAUCACAUCAAAGUCUAAAAUUCUGGUAUCCUGGCAAUCCUAAACCGUAGGGGGCGCCAAAGUCGAUGAACACGAGGUGUCUUUUAUACAAGUGUUAUUAGGAUCGGCCGGCAGCUGUCCCUGAGUCUUUGUUGGAAAAAGAAAGAAGUAAACUUUUGGUAUUUAGACGUUCUACUCGACGGUUUAACUCAAACACGACUCGAGCCUGGGUGUCACAGAGCGAGCAGGUGGAGGUGAUCUAACGGGUUCUACCAAACGGAUUCUGCGUCGACAUAAAAAGUUUGAUCUGGUUUAAGGAGGUUUUUUGAUGAAAGGACAGCGACAGAAAAAGAAGCGACCGCCACACGAGAAGCGUGCGUCUGUCGGAUGUUUUUAGGGAAUAAAAGAGAUAAAUCUAUUUUUUUUAUUUUAUACUCUGUACAAGAACCAUGAUGUAAUUACCUCAAUUAAAACCUAUUUUACUGCCUAAAGUUCUAUUGUUGUAAAAUACAAUUAUUUUCUGUAGUGUACAAUCUUCCAGUUUUAUAAAAAGGAACGUGACGUCUUGCGGAAAUGGUCGGUUUACGUUAGUAUUCGUGUGUUUCCUUUGAUUUGGGAUGAAAAGACGGACACUCGUCUGGAGGAUGUUUGUGGAUCAGACGAGAUGAUGUGAGAAGUUUCUCCGUCUUUGUUUCACUUUGACUCUUUCUUUCAUGUCGGGCGGGGGGUGGGGUUGUUUGAGGGCUUUAGUGUCAUAAUUUAGCCUGCUUUUAUAGAUACACAUGAAAUGUGUUUGGGGAUCUUUUGGCAUUAACAAGGGAAGAAGAACAGAGAAAACAUUUCAGACAUAUUUCUUUGAAUCCUGUUUUAUCCUCUCCAGUCUGUUGGAUGGCUCCUGAUGUGUAAAUAUUACUGAUUAAAUUAAUUUAAGGA